Molecule: messenger RNA, 288 nt
Organism: Enterobius vermicularis (human pinworm)
Lineage: Eukaryota; Metazoa; Nematoda; Chromadorea; Rhabditida; Oxyuridae
Source: the annotation of a GenBank genome assembly
AUGAUUAAGGUUAUUGCCUUAGUUUGUUUACUGGUUGUUGUUGUUACAUCUCAAAAUUCAAAGAAUCGACCAACACCUGUCUUCCUUGUUGGGGCCAGCGAACAGGCUAAAGAGGCUUUCUACAACAUCAUCUCCAGGGAUUGGACAUCUUCACAGAAAGAUAAGGCAAUUGAUGCUCUUGUCGCAAAAUUAGGUUCAAAAGUUCAGGCUUCAUAUGCUCAAUUCAAGAAAGAUAUUGCUGCAAUCAAAGCUAAGUAUGGAAAAUCUGUCGAGGCACAGGUUACUUGA